Molecule: messenger RNA, 1153 nt
Organism: Leguminivora glycinivorella
Lineage: Eukaryota; Metazoa; Arthropoda; Insecta; Lepidoptera; Tortricidae
Product: histone H2B
Exons: 1
Coding region: 350-727 (125 amino acids)
Cellular component (GO): nucleosome
Molecular function (GO): structural constituent of chromatin; DNA binding; protein heterodimerization activity
Source: RefSeq, a predicted model, not a curated record
UUAAAAAUCCUAAGUAGGUAAGUAAACAAAUGGAUUUGUUACGUUAUACGAAUAAGGACUAAUAAUUCAAAAAUACAUAUAGUUACAUACAUAUUACUAAAAUAUAUUUUUAUCAAACUAUACUAACCUAUAAUAAUUAUUAUGUAUAAUAUCUGACUCUCCCCACCAUGCCGACCGACGCGACGAUGCUAACAAUGCACGAACGCUAUUGGUCGAGAUACAGAGGGCGCGUCGCUCGAUCAUUAAUCCCCCAUUUCACGUCCGACGCGCUAACAAAAAGCGGAAUUUCAAAAUUGCGCGUUACAUUUCCAGUUCGACUCUCGUACUGUAAACAUCUAACUUAAUCGCAAUGCCACCCAAGACUAGCGGUAAGGCCGCCAAGAAAUCUGGCAAGGCCCAGAAGAACAUCUCCAAGUCCGACUCGAAGAAAAAGAAGAAGCAUAAGCGCAAGGAGAGCUACGCCAUCUACAUCUACAAGGUGCUGAAGCAGGUCCACCCCGACACCGGUAUCUCCAGCAAGGCCAUGUCGAUCAUGAACUCGUUCGUGAACGAUAUCUUCGAGCGCAUCGCCGCCGAGGCCUCACGCCUCGCCCACUACAACAAGAGGUCCACCAUCACCAGCAGGGAGGUGCAGACCUCCGUCAGGCUGCUCCUCCCCGGUGAGCUCGCCAAGCACGCCGUCAGUGAAGGCACCAAGGCCGUCACCAAGUACACCAGCUCCAAGUAAGCGUCGCUCGUUCGUAUUUCGACACGACGCGACACGCUGCAAGAGUGUGGUUUGUACGACAACCAAAAAGGCCCUUUUCAGGGCCACAAAUACGUUCUGAAUAUAAUAUAAAUGGUUUCUAGUCUCACAUACGCUGUCAAUCGGUAUUCAAACUACAAACAAACGUUAUGUUAUUAUGAUAUUUACUACAGUUAGUAGAUCGAUCUAGACGUGUUCAUUACAAAACGAACGAACGAAUGAUACAUAAAUAAAUACAAACACAAUAACAUAAUUGAAAAUACAUAUAUGAUAUAUAUGUAACGUUGAAAUAUUAAGGUCAAAAGUUAUGUUAGGUGAGCACAGUGAGGUUUCAACUAGUUAGGUUACAAUAAGUGAGGUUUGAUAAGGUUAGGUUGUACGAGGUGAGGUUUGAAAAAGUUAGGUUGU